AUGUCUUACCCUCAGAUGUAACCUUCAUUUAGGAAAUUUGAUCCCAAGUCUCCUCCUUCAAUCCGCAACGACGAUGACUCUAUGAAAGAUUACGAAGACCGAUUAUUCGAAAGACGACAAAUCAAGCAGCAGCAAAAUCGCCCUCAAAGCGCAAAAAUAAAUGAUUUUCAGUCUAUCAGCUCUAAGCGCAAAUCAAGCUAUCCUACAACAACCAAACCUGUUCCUCCUCAAAAGCCGUUAAUAAAAACAAAAAACGAUCAAGAUCUUACAUUCCUAGCGAAACUGCGUCCAAGAGUAGUUCAAAUUGAUAAGGAAAGGCUUUAUGAGGACAACAUGGCCCUUAAGCUCAAGAUGAAUAGCCUUACUGAUGAAAUGGUAAAGCUAAAAACCAAAAUAAAUCAACUUGAGCGUGAACUUGCAAGAAAAGAAGAUAUUAUUGAUGAUCUGCGAAAUCCAGGAGAAAAAAUGCCUAUGCAGAAUAAGCAAGGCCACCUUAUAUCAAGCUUAAAACAAACAAUAAAAGAGCUAAAAGCAGAUCUACAAACAAAAUAUGAAGAAAACGCCACUUUAAAGCAAAAUAUCAAAUCCACAAAAGGAGCUGAAAUGGAAAUUGAAAUCCAAGCUUAUAUUGAUGAGUGCACAAGAUUAAGGCAUCAUUUAGAAGAACUAAUGAGGCAAAAAGACUCGCCACAAAGUUUACAAGAAGCUUCAAUUUUGGAAGAAAAAUUCAAACAGCAGUCAAUUUUAUUAAAUAAUGUAAAAAAGGAAAAUCAAGAGCUACUUAUAGCACUUGAUGAAAAUAAACAGGAGCUAUCAAGGUGAAGAGAAAGGGUAAUGGAAUUGGAAAAGUCUCAGAAAAAAAACAAUAAAAAUAGAAAAACAGAAACUGGGGCGAAGCUAAAAGAUGAAGUGCAUAAACUCAAGGUAAAAUUGGAGAAUUCUAAUAAAAAAGAAGCUGAACUCAAAAAUGAAGUGGAAAAAUUCAAGAAGAUGUAUGAAGACACACAAAAAAAGCUAAUGACUUCAGAAAAUCGAGGAAAUAAUCAUUAUAGAGCUGAAGAAAAAACACCACAGAGGGCUGAAAUUAUAAAAGCAGGAUCUCCAAAGCCAGUAUUUAGUGAAGAAGAGAAGGUUUUUGCGCACCCGAAAUUGAAAAAUCCUAAUAAAUUUUUGAGAAUUUUACAUGAAGUAGUUGCAAAGGAAAGGAGUACGAUAGAAAGACUUCUAGAUUCAUUUAACGGCGUAGCUAAUGGAAAUAUUGAAGUAAAUAGCAUUAUUUCUGAACUUAAAAAGCGUAAGAUACCAAUAAAGAAAAAAAUCAUUUAUGAAGCAAUUAGCCAGGCUACAGGAAAAACGCAAGAACCAGUUUCAUUAAGAAGCCUUAUUGAGCUCUAUAAUAAGUAUGAAUACACAAACGAGCCUGUAAGCCCAAUCAGUGAAGAUGAAAUCGAAAAUCAAAAUAAUCCUGCAAAAAGAUCUGAACCUCCUAAAGUAAAUACAAGCUCAAAUUCUCAACCCGAAAGCAAAAGUCAAACUCCUGCGACUAAAGAAAUAGCUAAGCCUCCAUCUCCAACAAAAACAAAUCCUCCUAAUCCUGUCCAAAAAGAGGUCCAAAUUCCUUGCAUAAAGCUAGAACAGGUAAAAAUGUUUUUAAACCAUAUUGCAUUAAGAAUGCAACUCCACAGGCUGCCCAAAAAUAACCUCGGACAUGCAUUAUUUGAAAAUACAAAUAAAGAUCUUGCAAUAUCAAAGCAAGAUCUCUUGCUUCUGCUUGCCAAGCAGCCCUUCAAUUUUACAAACAAAAAUGAAGCAGAACCGCUUGCAAGAUUUUUAAUUGAGCCUGAAAAUCUUCAAUCUAUCCCUGAAAGUGCUGCUAAAAGUGCAAAGAACUCUCCAAAAGACAUUUUAUCAAGGCUUUUAAAGUAUAUCGGCGACUGAGAAAUAUUUACCUCAGAAGACGAAGAAAGCUUCGACAAGCAGCUUUCUCAAAUAAUCAGUAAAAAUAAAAUAACACUAAAAGAAGCUUGCAAAAUUCAUGAUGAUAACAAUGAAGGAAUGAUUACAAUAGACCAAUUCAAAGAAGCUCUAAGCGAUCUUGAUAUCAAGUUCCCUCCUCGAACCUUUAAUUAUAUGACUCUUUUAUUUUACUCACACAAUUAUGAAUUGAAUUCAGUACCGUAUCGCCAUUUUAUUAAAGCUUAUGGCUCAGUAGCUGAAGAAAAUGAAGAAGGUUCAGAAGGUGAUGAAGAUAUGUCUGACGAAGAGAGGGCAAAAAUUGUCAGACAUUAUCUUGGACAGAUUUCAAAAGCUCUUAAUAAGGUUAAAAAGACUGUAAAAGAAGUCUUUGAAUGUGACAAAAAAGGCUUGAUUUCUCCUGAUCAACUUUUGAGAGGACUUAUUUCUUUAAAAAUCCAAGAAAUAGACCAUGAGCACGUUUUGCUAAUUAUUGAAGCACUUCAAUAUGAAGAAGAAAAUGAACGUGAUUGCAUAAGCAUUGAUGAGCUGGAAGAAAUUUUGGUGCACUAUGGAGUUCCAGCGCAAAGAGAUUCGCGAGUAUCACCAAAUAGCAAAAAAUCAAGCCGAUCCUCAUCAUCAUCAAAUUCUGCAGAAGGCGGCCAUGUCAAAAAAAUUUCAAUGCUUGAGUCUUCAGGGAAUUAUGAAUAUAGUGAUGAACUUCCAGAAAAGCAAGAAUAUCACAAAUCUUCUCCAGGUCUCAGCGAAAACUCUCCUUUUGCAAGCAUGUCAGCGGCUGAAAUGAAUAAAAACCCUUCUUUGCAUAGCUUUAAAAAAGAAAGCGAUGCUGAUUUAAAAAAGCUUGAAGAGUUUUCGCCUGAGGAAAAACCUGCGAAUAAGCUAGGAGUAGUCAGCAAAAUAGCAAGAGAAAUAGAUAAUGAAGAAGAGGGAGAAUAUCAAUCCGAUUACCAAGAAGAGUAUGAAGAGGAAGAAGAACAAAAGACUGAGCGCUCAAGUGUUGUAUACAAGAGCUCAGGAAGUAGUGAGUAUGAGGAGGAGCAGGAAGAAGAAGACUAUGAGGAAAAUCCAAAUGAUAGCUCAAACUAUGAGAGUGAUUAUGAGUCUGAAGACAUAGGGAAAAGGCUGAACAGAUCAAGAUAG
Molecule: messenger RNA, 3114 nt
Organism: Blepharisma stoltei
Lineage: Eukaryota; Ciliophora; Heterotrichea; Heterotrichida; Blepharismidae
Source: the annotation of a GenBank genome assembly